AUGAGCACAGCAGGAAAAGUAAUAAAAUGCAGAGCAGCUGUGCUUUGGGAACUAAACAAACCUUUAUCCAUUGAGGAGGUGGAGGUUGCACCCCCCAAGGCCUAUGAAAUUCGUAUUAAGUUGUUGGCCACAGGGGUCUGUGGCUCAGAUGACCAUGUGAUUGCUGGGCAUUUUUUCACACCACUUCCUGUGAUCUUAGGCCAUGAAGGAGCUGGCAUCGUGGAGAGCAUUGGCAAGGGGGUGACCGCAGUCAAACCAGGUGAUGCAGUCAUCCCAGUAUGCAUUCCCCAGUGUGGAAAAUGUGUCGUUUGUAAAAACCCAAAUGCCAGCUUCUGCAUGAGAAAUGAUGUGACCAACCCUCGGGGGACCAUGCAGGACGGCACCACCAGGUUCACCUGCAGAGGGAAGCCCAUCCACCACUUCAUCAGCACCAGCACCUUUUCUGAGUACACAGUGGUGGAUGAGAUCUCAAUAGUCAAGAUCGAUGCAGCCGCACCGCCGGAGAAAGUCUGCCUCAUUGGCUGUGGAUUUACUACUGGUUAUGGGUCCGCGCUCAACAUUGCCAAAGUCACCCCGGGCUCCACCUGUGUCGUGAUUGGCCUUGGAGGAGUCGGCUUGUCUGUCAUCAUCGGCUGCAAGGCAGCCGGAGCAGCCAGGAUCAUUGGUGUGGACAUCAACAAAAGAAAAUUCACGAAGGCCAAAGAGCUGGGGGCCACGGAGUGCGUCAGCCCUCAGGACUUCCAGAAACCCAUCGAGGAGGUGCUGAAGGAAAUGAGUGGAGGUGUUGUGGACUUUUCCUUUGAAGCCGUUGGUCGGAUUGACACCGUGCUUCAGGCACUGUUAUGCUGUCAUGAGGCAUUUGGCGUAAGUGUCAUUAUAGGGGUGCCUCCAGGUUCUGAAAACCUCUCGAUGAGCCCUAUGUUGCUGUUGACUGGACGCACGUGGAAAGGGGCAAUUUUGGGUGGCUUUAAGACUAAAGAUUGUGUCCCAAAACUUGUGGAUGAUUAUAUGGCCAACAAGUUUCCACUGGAUCAAUUAAUAACCCACGUUUUACCUUUAGAACAAAUAAAUGAGGCAUUUGACCUGCUUCAUGAUGGAAAGAGUAUCCGUACUAUCUUGACAAUUUGA
Molecule: messenger RNA, 1128 nt
Organism: Choloepus didactylus (southern two-toed sloth)
Lineage: Eukaryota; Metazoa; Chordata; Mammalia; Pilosa; Megalonychidae
Product: alcohol dehydrogenase 1A-like
Exons: 9
Coding region: 1-1128 (375 amino acids)
Biological process (GO): retinoic acid metabolic process; retinol metabolic process
Cellular component (GO): cytosol
Molecular function (GO): zinc ion binding; all-trans-retinol dehydrogenase (NAD+) activity
Source: RefSeq, a predicted model, not a curated record